This is a messenger RNA of Oncorhynchus kisutch (coho salmon), 4280 nucleotides long. RefSeq names its product zinc finger protein 239-like. Gene Ontology annotation, molecular function: RNA polymerase II cis-regulatory region sequence-specific DNA binding; DNA-binding transcription activator activity, RNA polymerase II-specific. Lineage: Eukaryota; Metazoa; Chordata; Actinopteri; Salmoniformes; Salmonidae. Gene Ontology annotation, cellular component: nucleus. The record is from RefSeq and is a predicted model, not a curated record. Bases 830 to 2128 code for a protein of 432 amino acids. Gene Ontology annotation, biological process: regulation of transcription by RNA polymerase II. The transcript has 5 exons.
CAGCUACCCCCUUCUCGAAUGUAGACCUUUUUUUGGAAGUACUGGUGCUUUCAGGACAACUGGGGGGGAAACGAGGUUAAAUAAUGACGUUAGUGAACUUCAGGUCGGAGCUCUAGAAAGAUGCCCUAGUAUCCGACUUGGAUGACUGUUCAAAAUGAUUUUCCAAAUCGGAGCGAACGUAUUUUGACAUUAUAACGGUUGCAGAGUUGUCUAAUGGGACAAUAAAUUGUAAGAGAGGAUAUUCGUCAAAUUCAACGUCUCCUCUACCAAGAUACUGGUGCAGCUAGCUAACGGUAGCUAGUAACAACAACAAAAAGCUACCUUUGGCUAGCAGCUAGCUACCUGCAGUAAACCUAAUGUUUACUGUGCGCCAUGCAAGCUUUAGUCGCACAUUAUUCAUCAACUCCUAAACUCACUAUUAUUCAUCAACUCCCAAACUCACAUUUAAUGUUGAAAAGUCUUUGCUAUUAAUCGUUUGGGGGAGAAAAGGUUGAGCUCCAGUGGGACUGUAAACUUCCGGUCCGUACUAAAACCGGAAGUGACGUAAAAUUUGUGCUGCCAUCAGGUAGGUGGCUAGUAACUCCGCGUUUUCCAAGUUAUAAUACAUAUAUUUAUAUAUGAGACGUGACUUGAUACGUUGCUGAUUUAAGGAGUACUGCCCCUACUAGAAUGCGGGAUCAUCUAAAUAGCUAGAACUCUAUGAAAAGGACAGAAACAGAGAGAGCAAGCUAACAGAAGUACUAACAUCGUUAGCAUAGGUGGGUGGCUGUUUUGUUUGCUGCAGUACUGUUAACGUCAGAAGCUGGCCUUUAUUGAUAAAGCACUGUAUAUGGAUCCUCACAUCCGUGUUAAAGACGAACCCACUAGUGAUGAUGACGUUACACACAGCUGGUGCAACCCUGUCCGGCCCUCACAAAUGGACUACAGUCAUGAAGGUGCUGUUGAUAAGUCUGAGUUGGAACCAGGUGACCUUCCAGGCCUCAGUGAGGCAAGAAAACCAACAUUCAAUGUGAUUGUCAAAGAGGAGGAGGAAAAGGAGGAUGAUGAAGAUGAUGAGGAGGACAUGGUUGACAGAGGUUCAGACACUGACUACACACCAAGUCCCGCUGUGGUAGUGAAGGUGGGAGAACACAAACCACCAAAGAAUAAGAACACAGUAAAGAAACUUCACCAGUGCCCCGACUGUGGUAAAACCUUUGAGAGGCUGUCGCGUCUGAAGAGGCACGAGCCAUCACACUUGAGGAAGAGCAAGCACCCGUGCCCUGACUGCAACCAGUCUUUUGGCAACCUCUCAGUCCUGAAGAAACACAGGGCAACACACAAGAGCACCGAGAAGCUGACUCACCAGUGUCAACAAUGUGGCAAGACGUUUGAGAAGCUAUCGCGCCUCAGAAGGCACCAGCCCGUACACCAGAGGAGAAAGAGGAUGGACCACCCGUGUCCUAAAUGUGGCAAGACCUUCAAGAAGUUAUCCGGCCUGGUUCGGCACGAGCGAGGACACACCGGAGAGAAACCGUUCCCUUGCUCCCAGUGUGGGAAGAGCUUUGCCGACGACCGUCACCGGAAAGUGCACGAGCAGGCUCACCAAGGGAAGCUGGAGAGACCCCACCGCUGCGCUGACUGCGGGAUCUGCUUCCCCAAACCAUCCGAGCUUCGACGGCACCAACGUGCUCACACGGGAGAGAAACCGCACCGCUGCCCUGACUGUGGGAAGGCCUAUUCCCGGUCAGAGACUCUGAAGAGGCACCUUCUCAUCCACACGGGGGAGAGACCUCACCUCUGCACUGAUUGUGGGAAAAGCUUCAUUGACUUGCAGCAGUUGAAAUCUCACCAGCGGAUUCACACUGGAGAGAAACCAUUUCACUGCCCCGUGUGUGGGAAGGGUUUCUCACAGAGGGGUAACAUGAGGGCACACCAUCGGACUCACACAGGGGAGAAACUUCAUCACUGUGCCGACUGCGGGGCCAGUCUCUCCACAUCUUCUAGUUUAAAAGAGCAUCAGCUCAUUCACACAGGAGAGAGGCCCUUCCAGUGUCUGGUCUGUGGCAAACGCUUUCUGCACAUCUGGAGACUCAGAAAACACCAGAAGACACACACACACCGGACUAACAUACACACACCGGACUAACACACACACACACCGGACUAACACACACACACACCGGACUAACACACACACACACCGGACUAACACACACACACACCGGACUAACACACACACACACCGGACUAACACACACACACACCGGACUAACACACACACACCGGACUAACACACACACACCGGACUAACACACACACACUGGACUAACACACACACACUGGACUAACACACACACACCGGACUAACACACACACACCGGACUAACACACACACACCGGACUAACACACACACACCGGACUAACACACACACACCGGACUAACACACACACACCGGACUAACACACACACCGGACACACGCUGGAUACACAUAAGGAAGACGUCUCUGUGUGCUUUGAAAGAGCAGCAACUGUAGUGUUGUACUACUACUACUAAUAUUAAUACUACUAAUAGUUAAUACAACUAAUAUUAAUACGAGGAUUGUGGGUUCAAUUCCUGGGACCACCCAUGCGUGAAUGUGUGCAUGCAUGACUGACUGACUGUAAGUUGCUUUGGAUAAAAGCAUCUGCUAAAUGGCUGUUAUUAUUAAUAUUAAUAUCAGCAACGCAGAACCAACCAAAAUAAUUUCGCUCACUUUAAUAGCUUGCAGUAGGGAUCUGCUUGUGAGUAUUCAAAUGACAUAUGUGUACAGGGCGGGUGUACUACAAAGCAGGAUCAAUUAAUUAUCCAGCUAACUUUGAUAAGCAACCAGAAAUAUCUAUUGAUUUUUCUGACUAAUUAAUGCAUUCAAAAUGAGAUAUGCGUUGUUGGUUGAGUUAGUUAAACAAUGCCAAUUCCAAGCUUAUCUUUCUAAAACCAGAAAAGGUCAUAUCAGAAUAUUUAGACAGGCUGACUCAUUGAAUGGUCUUUGUAGUUUACCCCUCUGGUCUACGCCUCGUCCCAUUUUAAUCAACACUGAACAAUGCUCUUUAUACGUCUGACAUAACUAUUUUAAUGGGACAUUUAAUAGUCUUAUGUUUUGUGUUUGUGUACACGUUUUACUAUACUUGUGAGUACCAGUAGUCCUCAUGAAUAGUAAACUAACAAAAAUUCAGAGAAGUAAGGACUUUUUUUUGGCAGUCUUCACUUGUAAAAAUGUUAUUUUAGGCUUAGGGGUUAGGUUCACAGUUAGGGUUAGGGGUUAUUGUUUAGCGGUUAGGAAAAAUAGGAUUUUGAAUGGGAAUCAAUUGUUGGUCCCCAAAAAGUCCUGCAAUGAAGCCCAUUAUCUGUAGUCUAGGUAACAGUCUCCAGCUAACAUCCCACUCCUCGUCACUCCCAAAGAGACUGGCCUUUCAGCCAUAGAAAUAUGAAUAGAAAGGUGUCUCCAUUCAAGUCAAUGAUGGCAUAAUGGGUGGACUGGCAGCCAUUUUGAGUGUAUCCAUGCCAGGAAGUAAAAGCAGGAAGUGUCCCCUUUAAUCUGUGCUGUGAUUUGUUGAGUGAACUAAACUGAUGUUUAAAAAAAAAAUACAUUCCAUUGCAUGAGCCACAUCCGUUAGUAUCAUUUGAAUGAACAUUUUACAUUACCAUGGCAACCCAGCAUCAGUUGAUAGAACAUUUCCAAAAUACCAUGAACAUUAUUGCAUCACAAUAGAAGGCAGCCAUUAUUUGCGAGUGGACCCAUGAGUUUGCCAGGGUUAGAGUUUCAAGCCCAUUCUAUUCAUAUUUCUAUGCUUUCAGCAAUCUCAGUGUUCAAUAUGCACUGGAUUUAUGGCGGAGUUGCUCCUUGGCUGUUGGAAAUAACAUUCAUAUUUCCCACGACAACAUGUGGAGCCUCAAUUAGAAUACAAAGUAAAAACAACAUUUAGCUGUUAGCUAGGCAAGUUAUUUUUAGGUUUCAAAAUCUAAACGGAGGUUUUGUGGUUGGAAUUGAAGUAGGUAUUUACUUCAUUUAAAUUCCAGUCAAUUCAGUACACUGAAAUGUCAAUUCUCUUCAAUACUUUUCAAUGAGGGAAAUGUGGAAUUGGAAUUGUUUACUUUCUGAAUUGACCGGAAUUGACCCCAACGCUGCACAAAAGCCCAUUUUUGUCCUCGAGGCUUCCACACCGUUUACUUCUUUUUCUUCCAUUGAGGCCCCCAUUAUUAGCCAAAUAAUGGCCAUUCUGCACAACAAAAACAUUCAGACAGGCCCACCCAUUGGG